Messenger RNA from Misgurnus anguillicaudatus (oriental weatherfish), 971 nucleotides. Lineage: Eukaryota; Metazoa; Chordata; Actinopteri; Cypriniformes; Cobitidae. The record is from RefSeq and is a predicted model, not a curated record.
CCUACCUGGUCCGGACAAAAUGAUCCACUAUCAGGCAGUUGACGAAAACCUACCUGGUCCCGACAAAAUGAUCCACUAUCAGGCAGUUGACGAAAACCUACCUGGUCCCGACAAAAUGAUCCACUAUCAGGGAGUUGACGAAAACCUCCCUGGUCCCGACAAAAUGAUCCACUAUCAGGGAGUUGACGAAAACCUACCUCGUCCCGACAAAAUGAUAACUGUUCUCGCCAAAUUGAUUCAGUAUUUUGAUGAAAAUGUUCAACCAAAGACAAAGCUUGAUGUUCAGUAUUCAAUAGCGAUCCUUCUCUCAAAGGAACAGUGCACAGAUGAAAAUUUUUCUAUUGAGACUGUGCUCAGCAGAGCAAAUGCUGAAAAAGUAAAGAAAACAAUCACCGAUGGACAAAUAUUUACAGAAUUACCGAAUGUAAUUGCUGCAAGGCCAGAUCCCCAAAAUUCCAAAAACCAUUCUGAGUAUCGCCUGCUGUAUAAUAAUAAUAAUAGUUUUCCUGAUUCUCCUAUGGACAAACUGUUAAAAAAUGCUAAAGAAAAUAGCUGUGUGAUUUUUUAUACUUACAACUCACCGUGUGUAAAAAAGUGCAUUAAUGGUAAGAAGAAUAUUUUAGAGGGCCUUUCAAACUGGAAAAAUAAGCAUGAAUGCGGAAUAAAUGUUUUUGUUUAUCGAAAAGUCUGGCAUAAGGAUAUAAAUAAGAAUUUUUCAAAGGAAUUCAAAAAGAUUGAUGAAAAAGUGCCCCUAUAUUUUUGUCAUGAUAAUAAAAUUUUCAAAUGGAAUGAUAAUAAAAAUAUGAAACUGCCUGUCUGAGGUAAACAAAAUUUACCAAAUUCCUUGUAUUAAUUAAACUGAUUUAAGCUUUUUUUGCUUAUUAAAGAAAUCAAUCAUAAUUUAUAUAUAUAUAUAUAUAUAUAUAUAGUAUUUCUUUUACUCAUUCACUUAUUUUACUUUGUUGAAUUAC